Molecule: messenger RNA, 2775 nt
Organism: Batrachochytrium dendrobatidis JAM81
Lineage: Eukaryota; Fungi; Chytridiomycota; Chytridiomycetes; Rhizophydiales
Exons: 12
Coding region: 1-2775 (924 amino acids)
Source: RefSeq, a predicted model, not a curated record
AUGUUGCCUUUUCAUCAACAGCAGAUUAGACACUAUCAGCAAGUUAAAAAACAGGAUUCAAAGCCUUUGCUGUUUUCAGUACCAGAGCCAUCUAAUUUCCCACUGCCAAAACAUGAAGGUUCAAGUAAUCAUGAUGACUACAAGACUGGACGCAAGAACAUAGAGCAUGUUGGAUCAAGCAAUAAUAACCCAGCUACUCAUCCUCAGCAACUGUUUCAGAAACAAAUCAAACGGAGAAUUCACAAUGUACAGCCAAAUCCUAUUGCUGUUUUUUCAAAAGGCAUAGACGACACGACACAUAGCAGCACCGAUUCUAUGAGUGAUGUUAGCACCGAUUCCAGCAGCGAAUCUAGUGAUGAUGAGGGCAUAGAUUUAGAGUCUGAGCCAAUGACCAAUGCAAAUAAUACUCACCAGUCUCUUGACCCAAAAAAUAUAUCAUUUGGACAAAUUCAAAAUGAAUCUCAUAAAGCCUCGCCUGUACUGGAUCUUGCUUUGGAAGCUCCUCAGUUGGAUGAAAGCGAAGCAAUUGAUGAUAUUUUGUCUUUUGAUUCAGAUGAAAGCUAUCAGUCUGCCGCAAAUGAAUCAUACUCUUCCAAUGAUUCCCUAGACAUUUCUCGACUGCCACAACUACCACCCGACUUUGAUUGUAAAGCUGUAAAAAUCCCAGAUGAGCAUGUAAUUCUAUCCGACUAUUUGCUUCUUGAAAAACCUACCAUGAACGAUUAUGUUCGAAAUUACUUGCAUACUCGAGAUGGAUUUAAAAAUCUUGUUGCGUUUCUUACCUUGCCUGGCACCACCGAUCCACCAAUGUUUUUAGAGAAUGAUGAUGGAGACAUCACCAAGGAUGUUUUGUUGGAGCCGAGACACCAAUCCACGGCUAAUUGGACUCGCGAUGAAGCACAAAGAGGAUGGGCAGUAGCUAAUAUCCUUGCAGAUUCAUCCCUCUUGACAAACUCGAGUGAUGCCAAGGGUGACAAGGCUUGCAUCAUACGUGCACUGGUAAGAAUUUGUGAACCACAGGCGCGCGGAAAUUUCAAGCAUUUAAGCAAGGCUUUUUUAGGAUUUGGACGAGAACAAAGUGACAUUUUGGCAAUCGCAACGUUGAAAGUAGCCCAUCAACGGCCACUACUACUUCAACUUUUACGAUGUGUAGUACAACCUGAAGUGACUGAUUGUUUGAUGCUACUUAUGCGCUGGGGUCCUCCAGAAAAGCCAACGAUGCGAAAACAACUAUUUGAGCACCUUUUUCAUAUCCAGCUGGCAGACUCUAUAUUGGAUCUUGUAUGCUUUAAAGAACAACCACAGAUUGCUAUUGCCGCAUCAGAGCUAUUUGUGCGUCUCUAUCGCCAAUGUUUAAACAUUGAGCAUUCAAACAGAAUGUACAUGACAAUUGGUGGUGAGGGAAAGCGGAUAUCACGACUUCUUGACAAUAUUGUCGAGCUUCUCCAUUUAAACUUAUCUGACAAAGCAUCGUUUGAAAGUAAUGACCUUUUGCCAAACCACUGUCAUUCCAAAAUGCUUUCGGCAUGGCUGGACGUAAUCGACUGCAUAGUUGUUCCGCGGAAGCAAAGCAUUGUACAAACCAAGAUCAUUGGUGCCAUAUUGGAUGUACCAGUUUCACCAGAGCCACGGAACAGUGUGAUCAAAACUGUUCGAAAAAGAUUUCCUCGAUUGUGCUCCGAUAUGAUUUUAACAAGUGCUAUGCCCGUUGUUUCUACACUGUUAAAAUUGCUAGAUAUCAUUCAGGGUGUUGUUACAAACUACAAGGAUUCAGAGGACCUGGAUCAGAUUUGCAAAUACAUUCCGUGGAAAAAACUGACUGAUUGGUUUUUUGGUCGAUUCAAACUGCUGGCUAAUUAUAAUACUUUAUCAGCCAAUCGCGGCUAUAUACGAGUGAUUCUCAAUAUUAUUCGACUGCACAUUCAAAAAUAUCCUUUACUUCAACCUCAAGCAAGUGCGUCAACAAAUUUUAUUGGCUUAACAUCUUUAAGUCAUCCGACUGAAAGAAAUGUUUACAAUAUUGAGGACACGUUUGGUCUUGUUUCUUUCAACAAUACCUCUGGGUAUUUUGCAGUUCUUACGAAAUCGCAUCAAGAUUGGAAUGAAAUAUUACCAAAACUUGUGUUUGACACCUUAUCAAGUAUUCGACGAUUAGGCAAACCAUCUGCUUCUGUGUUGCUACCUCAGCCACUAGCAAAUCCAAUAUCAACUGCUCCUGGAAUGUGGUCCAGCACACCUAAUUCUCCUGAGCAGACACCUAUGCAUAUUGAUACUAUCACGUCCAUGCGAAAUGAUCAUUCGAAUAAUUUGGAGCUUACUCUGCCAAUGUUGACACCUAGUUCAAAGACGUUUCUUGGAGGAUCACAUUGGGCAAUGAAAACAGCCAUGCUAUUGAAUGGUCCAUCCAUGCCAGCAUCGGGAUCAAGUACAGAUUCAUCAUUUUUGAGAUUCUCGACACCCAUCCAAAAAACAGAUUGCCCCUUGCUUAAAAACGGACGUCAAUCCACAGAUGCUUUUCAACCUAAUUUGGUGGAACCUAGUUCUCACGACCAACCCUCGAGGAAUACUGAUGAUGAUACGGACAGCGACUGUACAAUCAGUGGAAGUACUGAUAGUAUGGAAUUAGAGUUUGAUUACGACUGUGGAGGUGUUGAACUUGGCUCCCCAUAUCUUGAUUUAAAAUACAAUGCAUUGAUGUUGCAUUCAGCCAGUGGGUUUAUUCGACUAUGUCUGUGUUCUAAUUUUGAUAUGGUUGUUGGUUUCCACAUCAUUUAG